AGGACGCGCUCGAGCCGGACGGAGGCAGACAAAAGCCGGGGCCCCGCGUGAGAGCUUCGUGUCCGUGGAGGGGGGGGGGGUCGGAGAGUGAACCAAGCACGUUCCGCUCUGUGGUUUCUCACCCAUUUUUAUUUUUAUUUUUUUUUCCGGAUUAAUCCCAUUAUUUGCCACUCAUGCUGAUCGGACAGUCGCACACUUGCUGAUUCGCCACGCUAGCGCCAUGAGCGGGCUUCUCAAGAGGAAGUUCGAGGAGGUGGGCGAGGACCCGUGCUACUCGUCGCCCUCGCCCUCCUCGCUCUCGUCGGCUUGCUCCACCUGGGACUCGGAGGGCGAGAGCUGCUACUCGGACACCCUGGAUUCCACCCCGAGCAACCCCGGCUCCCCGGCAACGCAUUUCAACACGACAUCCAUCCUCAAGAAAUCCAAGAGGGCGCGCCGGAGCAACGUCACCUUUGACCAGGUGACAGUCUUCUUCUUCCCGAGGUGCCAGGGCUUCACCAGCGUGCCCAGCCGAGGGGGGUGCACCCUGGGCAUGACGCCCCGGCACAGCGUGCGCCGCACGUACACGCUGGCCGAGUUCGCCGCCGAGCAGCGUCUCCUACGCCGGGAGAAACUCCUCAACCGGCUACGGGAAGAGAAGCUGGAGGCUCUCAAAUUAAAACUGACCAAAAACGGAACCCAGGACAGCGAAGAGGCCGAGCGGCUGACCGUGGACGACAUUCCCGAGCGGGACGUCGACGUUAGCGGCGCCGACCUGGAGGAGGGCUCCUUCCUCCAGCCGUACCCGUCCAAGCGGCGCUACGCUCUGCUCAAGGCCGCUGGCGUCAAGAAGGUGGACAAGGAGGAGAAGAGACAGCUGCACGAGCUGAGGAUCUCCAGGGAGCGUUGCGGAUGCGACUGUCAGGGAUUCUGCGAGCCCGAAACCUGCGGCUGCAGCCUGGCUGGCAUCAAGUGUCAGAUGGACCAUUCGUCGUUCCCGUGCGGCUGCACGAAAGAUGGCUGCGGGAACACGGAAGGCCGCAUCGAGUUCAACUCCACCCGGGUGCAGACGCACUACAUCCACACCAUCAUGAAGCUGGAGCUAGAGAAGCGGCUGGAGGAGCAGUCGAGCACCGAGGAGGAGGCGACGGAGGCCAAGGCGAUCCCCCCCGCGCACUCCUUCCCCUUCAGCGCCGAGCUGGCGUCUGCCGGCGACAACAGCUGCAGCAGCGACAUGUCGGACUCGUCGGCCCAGAGCGACGACUCUGAGGGCGGCGGGAGCCCGUGCGGCCGGCGGACUCCGCUGGACGUGGACGAGAAAGGCCUGAGCCGCAUCCUCAGCUUCAACGACACGGAGAACGGGGACGCCGCGGUGAAGGACGCUUGUUCCCGGCAGGCGGCGACGACGGAGACUUUCAGCAGUUUCAGCAUGGUGGACUUUGCGGACGAGAACGACAACAUCGACGCGGCGCUCUUGGACAAUCGGGCCGUCUCGGAACUUUUGGACGAGAACGCCAACCAGGGCAACGGACUCUUCCACGGCGGCAGCGUCCCGCACACGCCCUCGCCCACCGUCGACCGCUCGGCGAGCUACAACAUGGAGCUGAGCCUCUCCUCCGAGUCGGACCUGGAGUUCUUCGACGGUUUCCCCUGCCUGGGCCCCAGCUCGCUCUACAACUCGCUCAAGGAGUACGAGCACAUGGACAACUUUUUCCACUUCCAGUUGCCGAGCUACCCGAGCCUGCCGGCGUCCGGCGACCCGGGCACCUGCCUCCUGGAGUCCCUCAUCGGUCUCUCCGAGUCCGUCCCGGAACCGCCCGCCGCCUUUACGGACAAUCAGAUGUUGGAGGAAGCCAUGAAGUUGUCUGUAAUGGAGUCUGUGAAAGUUUGACUAUAGAGAUACAUCACUCACAAGAAGUUGGGGAUCUUAAGCUUUUGGGUCAUGAGUUUUGCCAUUCAGCUUUUUGUUGGAGGAAAAAAACAUUGAACAGUUGAACUUGCGCAUUCAAAAUUUCAGAGAUUGUAAAAUUAUGUUCGUCCUCAAAUUGCACCCGAAAGUCCAAAAUCCCAAACUUUUAGUGAGUAGUGUAAGAUUUUGUGAAGAGCGCUUGGUGGUACAUGUCGGACUUUUGGAGGAAGUUGUGAUCUUCUUCUUUGCCUGAAGUCCAAACUUGCCUUCAAUGAGUUUGGGAGCUAACGCGAAGGCCCGCGGGCACCAAAACACGCCGAGAGAACUCUCAACCAAACCCAAGAACGGGAACAGGAACGAGCCGUAACAACACAGCUGAAUGUGCACCUCAGGGAAUAUUUUUUUCUAGGUUUUUGGAGGCCAUUGCCGCGAUGGUUUUUGCCUUCGUUGGACCCUUCCCUUUCAUUGAGGGGGUGGGGUCCCUUUUUUUCUGUGGAAUCCUGAAGCUAGUGGACUCCCGAGAGGAUCGCAUGGUACAAAAAAUGGAAAAAUCGCGCUCGAUCAGCACUUUAUCUGUACUCAAAGGCAUCGUUUUGGUCGCGUGGGGUGUGUAUUCAACCGGUAAAUUAUAGGUUCUUGGCUCAAACUAUUACAAAGCUGUACUUUUUUUUUUUUUUUUUUUUUUGCUUUUUGUCACUUAAGUUAUUUCCUGCAAGGAUUUUUAUUUAUUUGCCAUUCGAGAAGCACUGUGCUUUCUUUCGCAACAGUCAAGUGCAAUCGUCUUCAUGCGUUGUUUUUUUUUUUCUUUUCUUUUUUAAAACCUUAUCAGAAAAAGGCCAUCAGAAAAGUAUUUAUCUAUUUGCUGACUAACUUAUUAUCUCACCAGUUAUUUAAUUUUUUUAGCAAUAAAAAUGGAUCCGUAGAAGCCAAGCAAGUAAACUGUGGAAUCUCCCUUUAAAAAUCACUAAAUUAUGGGAUUUAUUGUAUUUCUGCAUAUGUAAUGUAACCAGAGAGAGGAAAAAAUGACUAAUAUUUUGUAACUAAUUUAAGUAGGUUGACAAAAAGAGAAUUCUAAUGAAAUCGCUGACAAAUUGAAUAUUUUAUUAAGCAGAAACAUUUUCAAUCGGAAUACAACCUUUAUGAGAUAUCAACUAUAUUACGUUUACGGUCUGAAGUAUUUUUCGUGGGCAGUUUUGAACAUCGUGCCACUCGAAGAUCGAUUUGAUUGUAUUCUGAAUUUUCCUCGGAAGUCUGUGACUCGUGUUACAGCGUGUUUUAUCUAUUUGAAAAAGGGGGUUUUGCUGGAUAGAAACUGCAUAUAUUAUACAAUUUUUAUCAUGCGUGCAUAACCUCCAAUGCGAAGAAGUUGCCUCAUUUUAAAGGGGACAUAUUAUGCAGCUUGCGUUUUCACAAUUUAGAACAGUUUCCAUGUGUCUUAAGAAAAAGUGUCUGAUAUUAUUAGGUCAAAAUACGCAAACUAUUAAGAUUGAAGGCACAUCUUGAAAUCACAAAUUUGGGGGAGAGGCUCAUUUCUGCAUCCGGACUGCAAAUGAAUGGCGCUUGCACAGAGCCGCCACCACUGGCACAUUUGUGACGUCGCAAUGCUGUAAAAUUCAGAAUGACUCUCACACAGACGCAUUUUGAGAAAUCGGGACUAUUUGUAUACGAUCUGUUUAAAAAGUCAAUUUUUCCAUACUGUGUCCCCUUUAAAAUUCAGUUUCCAACAGCCAGUGAGGGAGGAUUAAUGUGACAGGGGGAGCUAGAGAGUCACUGUACAUAUCUCACCGAUGUUCUGCAACUGUUUGAGCAGCCUUUCGGGCAGGGGUGGGGAACCUGCGGCACGUGGGCCAUACGCGAGAACGUUUUGAUGCGGCCCACCACGCUAUUCAAAAAAAAUUUGCAUUAUAUUUUUCCAUAAAUGUCAUCUAAUGUCAAAGCUUCCCCACUGCUGCUUCCCAACUUAAUGCAUGCAGGUCCCUGCUUGCUGAAACCUGAAUUAACUGUAUACUUUCGAAAAGUGCAACAAAUUGGAAAUGUAUUCGCUUUUUGCCUUUUUCUUUUUGGUAUUAAUUUAAAAAUCCAUCCGAUGAUGCCAUGCUGAGUUCUCUUGUACAAAAACAUCAUGAAGACAUGGCAACAACAGUGAGUGUUUAUCAAUGUCAUGAAUUAACAGUACUGCUUUUUUUCCCCGCCCUUCUCGACUUCAAAGAACGUGUCUUACAUUAUUUUGAAAAUUUUUCGGACCUUUGUUGUGUAGUAUGUAUAUAUUUCUGCUUAAACUCUCCUGCAGAGCCAACAAAAGCUGCUUUGUUUUCUACGUACUCACACUUUAACCUGCUGUUUGACAGUCUUUUCAUGCAAGCCAUUUUGACAGCCUGUCCCUCGAUAUAAUAAAACAUUUUCUAAAUGCUUGA
Messenger RNA from Phycodurus eques (leafy seadragon), 4302 nucleotides. It is a transcript of the gene csrnp1b, whose product is annotated as cysteine-serine-rich nuclear protein 1b. The transcript is spliced from 5 exons. Bases 221 to 1870 code for a protein of 549 amino acids. Gene Ontology annotation, cellular component: nucleus. Gene Ontology annotation, molecular function: DNA-binding transcription factor activity, RNA polymerase II-specific; sequence-specific DNA binding. NCBI's taxonomy places the organism in Eukaryota, Metazoa, Chordata, Actinopteri, Syngnathiformes, Syngnathidae. The record is from RefSeq and is a predicted model, not a curated record. Gene Ontology annotation, biological process: regulation of transcription by RNA polymerase II.